AAAACAGUAAUGCGCCAUCGACAGGGCGGAGUUGUAAACAGCUGGUAAGGAGGGAGAGAUUGGCGCAUGCGCUGUUCAAUACCGGCGACAGCUCGAGAGGGCCUCACGAAUUAGGGGAUUAACAGAACCCAAUUUGACAGGUGGCACAAUGAGUCAGAGUAAGGACAACAAUGCCCGACUGAAGAGCUACAAGAACAAAUCGCUUAACACUGAUGAAAUGAGGAGACGACGGGAGGAGGAGGGCUUGCAGCUCCGUAAGCAAAAGAAGGAUGAACAGCUGUUCAAAAGGAGAAAUGUCGCAACGGUGGAAGAUGACGGCAGUGCGCUGGACGAUGAUGGAAUGGUUGACAGUGGCUACCUGGAGUCACAGGCUAACAAUGUGGACCUGCUCAUGGGUGGCAUUAUCUCUGAGGAUAUGACUCAAAUGAUCUUCUCUACUACCCCUGAGCAGCAACUCAUCGGUACCCAGCGAUUUCGGAAACUCCUUUCAAAAGAGCCCAACCCACCCAUUGACGAAGUCAUUGCCACACUGGGGGUGGUGGAGCGCUUUGUGGAGUUCCUGAAGAGGCGAGAAAACUGCACGUUGCAGUUCGAGGCUGCGUGGGUGCUCACCAACAUUGCAUCGGGCACUUCCCAUCAGACGCGGGUGGUAAUCCAAGCUGGUGCUGUUCCCAUUUUCAUCGAGAUGCUCAGCUCAGAUUUUGAAGACGUACAAGAGCAGGCUGUGUGGGCACUGGGCAAUAUUGCGGGAGACAGCACAGAAUGCAGAGACUUUGUUGUUGACUGCAACAUUCUGCCUUCAUUGCUGCAGUUACUGGCAAAACAGACUCGGCUAACAAUGAUGAGGAAUGCAGUGUGGGCGCUCUCAAACUUGUGCAGGGGGAAGAAUCCUCCUCCUGACUUCACAAAGGUGUCCCCAUGUCUCAGCGUGCUUUCUUGGCUGUUGUUCGUCAAUGACAUUGACAUCAUGGCCGAUGCUUGCUGGGCUCUUUCGUACCUGUCGGAUGGGCCCAAUGACAAAAUCCAGGCUGUCAUCGACUCGGGGGUUUGUCGCAGGCUGGUGGAGCUAUUGAUGCACACUGAUUACAAGGUGGUAUCUCCCGCUCUACGAGCUGUUGGUAACAUCGUCACUGGUGAUGAUUUCCAGACACAGGUCAUCCUCAACUGUUCAGCCCUGCAGUCCCUUCUCCACCUCCUGAACAGCCCCAAAGAGUCCAUCAAGAAGGAAGCUUGCUGGACCAUCUCUAACAUCACAGCAGGGAACCGAGCACAAAUACAGAUGGUGAUCGAUGCUAAUCUGCUGCCUCCUCUCAUCAACAUCCUGCAAGUGGCAGAGUUCCGCACAAGGAAGGAGGCGGCAUGGGCGAUUACCAACGCCACUUCAGGGGGCUCCGCGGAGCAGAUCAGACAUCUGGUGGACCAAGGGUGCAUAAAACCCCUGUGUGAUUUGCUCACGCUGAUGGACUCCAAAAUAGUGCAGGUGGCCCUGAAUGGCAUCGAAAACAUCCUGCGGCUGGGCGAUCUGGAGGCCAAGAGGGGGGGCGGCAUCAACCCCUACUGUGCACUCAUUGAGGAGGCUUACGGUCUGGACAAGCUGGAGUUCCUGCAGGGCCACGAGAACCAGGACAUCUACCAGAAAGCCUACGACCUGAUCGAGCGCUACUUCAACGUCGAGGAUGAAGAUGCCUCGCUGGUCCCCGCCGUGGACCUGCAGCAGCAGCAGUUCCUCUUCCAGCAGUGCGAGGCACCCAUGGAAGGCUUCCAGCUAUAAUGUCUACCCGCUCGGUCCUCCACGACUGGCGAGAGUGACCCAUCCAUCUUCCCUCCUUCUCGAUUGUGAUUAUGUCCAAUUACUGGAGCGUGGGUCUGCUGUCCUGUGUGAAGCUAGCCCCUUUUCGUCAUCCCCAAAAUAUAUCCUGCUGCUUUGGCAACUGAGCGGCGCUUGCUCGCAUGAAUGAUUGAGUGACAUCGAACUCACCUUGACUCUAGACUGACCAACAAGACCACAUUUUGACCUGGACUCAACUGACGAAAAGGCACUUAAGACACACAUCUCCUCCCCUCUUCCCUCUUUCUCUCAGCCUAUUGAUGGACAAAUCAGGAAUUUGACUUCAUUGCUGAGGGCGGAGCUUCCAUAUCACCCUCGUUUGGACGGCCUCUUAUACUCCCGUGGAAUGAAAACAUUCAUUCGAUGCAAUCUUCCCUCAUACACAAAGCCUAGAACACUCUCCAGUGGGGAUUUAUUAUUUUAUUUUUAUUUUUUGGUGCUCAGAAUCAUUUCAUUUUCACUGCACUUUAGCUUUCAGGACUGACGCCUCUUCGUUGUGAACAAAUUUGACUCUUCAACUGGUUGAUCACAUACAUGGUGAGUCCCCUGACGAGGAGUACUUUCCAAUCAUGCCCCGCCCGCCCCACUCCAACAAAAAAAAAGUGACUCUGGCAUCGUGGACUGGCACGCUAACUUCUGUCGGACUGAGAAUUGGCUGACGACAUGGCUUUCUCAUGCUGUGUUCUGCCAGUGUUUUCUUCUUUAUGCCAAAUAUUUAACUCGCGGAUCAUCUUAGGGCGGGUGGGGUAAGGGGGCGAGGGUCUGAAUCUUAGCAUGGUUCACAUGGUGCCGUAAAAUCUUCAACAAUCCAGAUCAUUUCAAUGGGAAACUUGAAAAAUACUGGCCGAUCGCCGGAAUGUUUAUCUGGAUGUUUGCUUAUAGAUACUAUUCGAUCACGUGAUCAGUAUUCGAUUGUCCGCUGAAUUGGAGGUUGAGAUUAGGAAGAGGAUUAUGACCACUUUCAAUCCUGACUGGCGCCUCAAUAGUUCUCCUCUGACAGGUUCACCUGUGGAAACACCAUAAACGUUUUCUUCCUCUAGAUUGCCAACUUUAUGAAAUGUUUACUCCUGAUUAUCUGGCCAGGGUGAAAGCCACAAUUUUUUUUCAAUGACUAGUUGUUUUUUUUCCUUCCCUUUCACACUGGUUCAAAAUUGGUUCAGGUCUUGAUGAGCUGACAAUUUGACUUGUUUUGUUGCACACUGCAGAUUUCUCGAUUGACACAUGCACAGAGAACCAGAACACGACAGUACGUUGACCUCCAACAUGGCGGCCUGAGGCAUUUCCAGAAAUGUGCGACGUCAUGGGAAAUCUCUGUAAGAGGCAACUUUCUCUACAUGGAAUGAUUAACGCUCUCAUGUUGAGUUUGUGCGACUUGUCCCCCUUCUCUUGCCCUUUGCAUAAAAAGGAAUCUCGUGA
Hippocampus zosterae (dwarf seahorse) is the source of this 3244-nucleotide messenger RNA. RefSeq names its product karyopherin alpha 1 (importin alpha 5) (gene kpna1). Gene Ontology annotation, biological process: NLS-bearing protein import into nucleus; postsynapse to nucleus signaling pathway. The record is from RefSeq and is a predicted model, not a curated record. Gene Ontology annotation, cellular component: cytoplasm; nucleus; nucleoplasm. Lineage: Eukaryota; Metazoa; Chordata; Actinopteri; Syngnathiformes; Syngnathidae. Gene Ontology annotation, molecular function: nuclear import signal receptor activity; protein binding. Bases 149 to 1771 code for a protein of 540 amino acids. The transcript has 14 exons.